Molecule: messenger RNA, 2287 nt
Organism: Phragmites australis (common reed)
Lineage: Eukaryota; Viridiplantae; Streptophyta; Magnoliopsida; Poales; Poaceae
Product: probable beta-1,3-galactosyltransferase 2
Exons: 11
Coding region: 659-1867 (402 amino acids)
Cellular component (GO): Golgi membrane
Molecular function (GO): hexosyltransferase activity
Source: RefSeq, a predicted model, not a curated record
GACUUGACCAUAGCGGGGCAAAACCAUCAUUUCCUCCACAAGUUCAAACUCCACCCCAUUAAUGAUGUCACUAGACUACUAAUCUCUCAAGAGGCAUAAAGUUUAAGCCAUCUUAGCCACCUAAGCCGGCCGGAAAUGACCAGACCGGAUCAAGUGGCUGAUCGAGCCACUGUUCCCAAAUAAAUCCCUGCACCAGCAAGGCAGUAGAGCCCGCCACAAGGAUCAAGAUCCCUUCCCUCCCCCGGACUCCACUCCUCCUGCUCCCUCACGCCCGCCCGCACGCAUCCAGGCACGCGCGUGCGCCUCUCCCACGCAGUUGGUACGUCCAUUCCUGGGCUUCGCCUUCCCCUUCACACCAAAGGCACCAACCAGUGGCAGGAGGAGGAGGAGCAAGGAAUCAAGAACCAGAAUCUCUAGAGAGAGGCUGAGAGAGGAGAAGAAAGGCGGAGACCUGCUCUUGACGAAAGUGAGAUCAGGAGCAGGAGCAAAGGAGGGACCAUUUCUUGGUGCUGGGGUUGGAGCUCUUGGGCUGCGAUCAUGAGGUUGCGGCGAGGAAGGAGCAAUAGGGCCCCAAGCCGCCUGAGCUGAGAGAACCUUGGGGCUGUAGAGAGAGACAGCAAUUGGGGAACAGAGACAUAGAGAGAGAGACAGAGGGAAGAUGAGCUUUAACAAAAGCAGGGGAGGGGGAGUCGGAGGAGAGGAGCUGGUGCUGAGAGGCACCAUCUCCAAGAAAUGGACCGUCCUGCUCUGCCUCGGCAGCUUCUGCAUAGGCCUGCUCUUCACCAACAGGAUGUGGACGAUGCCGGAGCCGAAAGAAAUCAUCAGGAGGUCGACACUCGAAGUGGACAAGAGGAAUCUUGUCUCUGGUGAUUGUGCUCCGAAAAGUAUUGGAGAUGCAAAAGAUGUUCCUGGUGAGGUCCCAAGAACUCAAGAUGCUAUACAGACACUAGACAAAACAAUAUCAAACCUCGAGAUGGAGUUAGCAUCUGCAAAGGCGACGCAGGAAUCCAUCCUCAAUGGCGCACCGCUAUCGGAUUCCACUGGGAAACGGAAAUACUUCAUGGUCAUUGGCAUAAACACCGCGUUCAGCAGUCGGAAACGAAGAGAUUCAGUUCGUGCUACAUGGAUGCCUCAAGGUGCGAAGAGAAGGAAGCUGGAGGAAGAGAAGGGCAUUAUCGUUCGCUUCGUCAUCGGUCAUAGUGCGACACCUGGCGGCAUACUUGAUAGAGCAAUUGAUGCAGAGGACAGAAAACAUGGGGACUUCAUGAGGCUGGACCAUGUUGAAGGGUACCUGGAGCUGGCAGCCAAGACCAAAUCGUACUUCGCAAAAGCGGUGUCUAUGUGGGAUGCAGAGUACUACAUCAAGGUCGACGACGAUGUGCAUGUAAAUAUAGCAACUCUUGGAAACACAUUGGCAAGACAUCGUUCGAAGCCUGGAGUUUACAUCGGCUGCAUGAAAUCCGGUCCAGUCCUGGCUCAGAAGGGUGUGAGAUACCACGAGCCCGAGUACUGGAAAUUUGGCGAAUGGGGGAACAAGUAUUUCCGACACGCAACCGGUCAGUUGUACGCCAUCUCUAAAGAUCUGGCCUCCUACAUAUCCCUCAACCAGCAUGUUCUGCACACAUAUGCUAAUGAGGAUGUAUCGUUAGGAGCCUGGUUCAUCGGAUUAGACGUUGAGCACGUCGAUGAUCGUCGUCUUUGCUGUGGCACGCCACCAGACUGCGAAUGGAAGGCGCAGGCGGGCAACGUGUGCGUUGCGUCUUUCGACUGGAGCUGCAGCGGCAUCUGCAAAUCUGCCGAUCGGAUCAAGGAGGUCCAUCAGCGCUGCGGUGAGAGUGAGGACGCUAUCUGGAGUGCAAAGUUCUAAACAGAAGGAUCAAUGUCCAGAGACUCUACACUCUUACAAAAGGAAAGCACAUGUAUACAUAUACAUCAAUACAUGCCAUGUUCAACAGCUAAUUGCUUGCCAGUUGAGAGUGCAUAUCAAGAGCAUGAGAAUGGGGGAACAAUGUACACACAAGUGUGCAUGCAUGACAGACAGGAGGGAUGUUUAUUUCCUUUUUUUUUUAAUAGGAAUUGGAUUAUUGUAAGGGAACUUUUCUGUUUUGAUGCUUGAAAAGAUCCCGGGUUUACUCAUAAAGAAAAGCUAGGAGAGAAGGGAAGCGGAUGAUGAAGAGAGAGGAAGGAGAGGGAGAGAGGGGCUUCUCCCCCCACCAUUCUUGGAAAUAUCCUUAUCGGUGUUACUGUUUUCUUUCAAAAUAACAUAAUAAAACUAUUUCUUCUCCUA